Messenger RNA from Oncorhynchus masou masou (cherry salmon), 4166 nucleotides. It is a transcript of the gene elovl4a, whose product is annotated as ELOVL fatty acid elongase 4a. Gene Ontology annotation, biological process: very long-chain fatty acid biosynthetic process; sphingolipid biosynthetic process; fatty acid elongation, polyunsaturated fatty acid. The transcript is spliced from 7 exons. Gene Ontology annotation, cellular component: endoplasmic reticulum membrane; endoplasmic reticulum. Bases 323 to 1306 code for a protein of 327 amino acids. The record is from RefSeq and is a predicted model, not a curated record. Gene Ontology annotation, molecular function: fatty acid elongase activity. Lineage: Eukaryota; Metazoa; Chordata; Actinopteri; Salmoniformes; Salmonidae.
CGACUACAGAUCUACGCAUGCGCACCAUCAAACAGUGUCCGUCAUCAGUCCAACGAGUCGCACCGGAGAACCGUUUCCAGCUGCAGUGAAAAGGGUUGCGGUCAUUAUGUUGCCUCUAUUACGGAUUUCUCUGUUCCGCCGUUAUGUUAACUAGUCUUCUAUAGGAACAUAACCACGGAUAUAAAAACAUAUAUAUUAGGGUUUUUAGUAGCCGAAACUGUGGAUCUGUUAGAUUACAUGACCUUGUACUGAAUGUCGCAAUAAAAGGACCGUAUAUAGCCCAAUCUGUCGACACGGGGAACUCAGAUACUGGUCUGCAAAGAUGGAGCUCACCACACAUCUGAUAAAUGAUACCAUUAAUUUAUAUAAAUGGGCCCUUACCAUCGCAGACAAGCGAGUGGAGAAAUGGCCUCUGAUGGACAACCCCAUCCCAACGUUGGUCAUCAGUUCCUCCUACCUGCUGUUCCUGUGGCUGGGGCCCAAGUACAUGGAGAACAGAGAACCCUUCCAGCUCAAGAAGACACUCAUCUUCUAUAACUUCAGCAUGGUCAUCUUCAACUUCUUCAUCUGCAAAGAGCUCUUCCUGGCGGCUCGGGCGGCCGGCUACAGCUACAUCUGCCAGUCUGUUGACUACUCAGACGACCCCAAUGAAGUCCGGAUAGCAGCAGCGUUGUGGUGGUAUUUCGUCUCUAAAGGAGUCGAGUACCUGGACACGGUGUUCUUCAUCCUGAGGAAGAAGUUUAACCAGGUCAGCUUCCUACACGUCUACCACCACUGCUCCAUGUUCACCCUCUGGUGGAUCGGCAUCAAGUGGGUCGCUGGCGGACAGUCAUUCUUUGGUGCACACAUGAACGCAGCCAUCCAUGUCCUGAUGUAUCUGUACUAUGGGCUGGCCUCCUUUGGACCCAAGAUCCAGAAGUACCUGUGGUGGAAGAAGUACCUGACUGUCAUCCAGAUGGUCCAGUUCCAUGUUACCAUCGGCCACACUGCUCUGUCCCUCUACAUGGACUGUGAGUUUCCCCACUGGAUGCACUAUGCCCUUAUCUGCUACGCCCUCACCUUCAUCGCCCUGUUCGGUAACUUCUACUACCAGACGUACCGCCGCACGCCACGCCAACCCAGGGAGCCCAAGGCCGCCAAGGCUCUGUCUAACAACGGGGUCUCCAACGGGCUGUCCAAGGGACUGGGGAACGGAGCGGUGGGGGUGGUGGUGGUGGGGGGCAAGGUGGAGGCAAAGGAGAGGUCAUCAGGGGUGGACAACGGGAAUGGACGGAGAAAGAGGAAGGGGAGGGCCAAGAGGGAUUAGACAGAGGGGUGUAGGGCUGAAGGAGGCUGGCACUAACAGGCCUUGCUGUUUGAUCUUAUUGUACCUCCCACAUAGCACCCUAUUCCCUAUACAGCAACAUGACUUGUAGGUGAAGGUGUGGUAAGAGGCUGGAGUCUAUUCCAUUUCAAUUCAGUCAAUCUAAUGACAUUCAAAAUUUCCAAUUUUCCUCAUUGGCUUUGAUUGGGGAAAAUUUGAAUGUCAGUUAACUUUCGGCGUUCGGCUGAAUUGAAAGGGAAAUAACCCCAACCCUGGUAAGAGGUUGCGACGUGUCCAAGUUGACCGUCAUUACAACUAAUCCAACGUUCAGUAGUUUCUGGUCUGGAAAACAACAACAUCAACAUGUUCUCUCUCUGUACUGCAGUGUUGAGGUUUGUAGCUAGCUAAGCGACUGGUUUGUAACUAGCUAAGCGACUGGUUUGUAACUAGCUAAGCGACUGGUUUGUAACUAGCUAACCCCCUAGUUUGUAGCUAGCUGAUUCACUGGUUUGUAGCUAGAUAACUCACUGGUUUGUAGCUAGCUAACCCCCUGGUUUGUAGCUAGCUAACCCCCUGGUUUGUAGCUAGCUGAUUUAUUGCUUUGUAGCUAGCUAACUCACUGGUUUGUAGCUAGCUGAUUUAAUGGUGUUAGCUGAUUCGCUGGUGUUUAGCUAACUAACCCACUGCUUUGUAGCUAGCGAACUUGUUGAUUCACUAGUUUGUAGCUAUCUGAUUCACUGGUGUAUAGCUAGCCGAUUUCCUGGUUUGUGGCUAGCUAACCCAUUGGUUUGUGGCUAGCUAACCCACUGGGGUGUAGCUAGCUAACUCACUGGGGUGUAGCUAGCUAACCCACUGGUUUGUAGCUAGCUGAUUCACUGGUUUGUAGCUAGCUAACCCACUGGUAACAGUUACACUGCUAUCUAGAGACAGGAACACACCACACACACACACGUAGUUUAAACAUUCAAUGUGUGCAUAUGCCUUUUAAAGAAUAUGACUUACUCAUACUGUCAUUUUUGUCCUUUGUCCAGAUUUGAUUCAUAUUAUGUGAGGUAGGCCAUUGACUUCUUCAGCCCACUCACACUGUAGCCAUAAGCAGAGAGAGAGAUAGAGAUCGGUCAGUUUACAUGCCCCGUAAAUGUUGUAAUGGUUCAUUUUUUUAUCAAUAAGACAGACUCAGCUGUUGGCAAUCCUAGCCACACAUUGAGAUUGCAUAAAAAAAAAAUGGAGCUCUUGAAAUGCAAGCUAAGCUUUAUCCAAUUACAACUUGGCCAGUUAGACUUGUUUACUGUACAUGCUAAUAAAAAGCAUCACUCAUUAUUAUUAGAAGUGACAUUCAGUUAGAAACAGUGGAAUCUAGAAGUGACAUUCGGUUAGAGACAAUGGAAUCUAGAAGAGACAUUAGGUUAGAGACAAUGGAAUCUAGAAGCGACAUUAGGUUAGAGACAAUGGAAUCUAGAAGCGACAUUCGGUUAGAGACAAUGGAAUCUAGAAGCGACAUUCGGUUAGAGACAAUGGAAUCUAGAAGAGACAGUGGAAUCUAGAAGCGACAUUAGGUUAGAGACAAUGGAAUCUAGAAGCGACAUUAGGUUAGAGACAAUGGAAUCUAGAAGCAACAUUCGGUUAGAGACCGUGGAAUCUAGAAGAGACAUUAGGUUAGAGACAAUGGAAUCUAGAAGAGACAGUGGAAUCUAGAAGCGACAUUAGGUUAGAGACAAUGGAAUCUAGAAGCGACAUUAGGUUAGAGACAAUGGAAUCUAGAAGCGACAUUAGGUUAGAGACAGUGGAAUCUAGAAGCGACAUUCGGUUAGAGACAAUGGAAUCUAGAAGCGACAUUCGGUUAGAGACAAUGGAAUCUAGAAGCGACAUUCGGUUAGAGACCGUGGAAUCUAGAAGCGACAUUCGGUUAGAGACAAUGGAAUCUAGAAGCAACAUUCGGUUAGAGACAAUGGAAUCUAGAAGCGACAUUCGGUUAGAGACAAUGGAAUCUAGAAGAGACAGUGGAAUCUAGAAGAGACAUUAGGUUAGAGACAAUGAAAUCUAGAAGCGACAUUCAGUUAGAGACCGUGGAAUCUAGAAGCGACAUUCGGUUAGAGACAAUGGAAUCUAGAAGCGACAUUCGGUUAGAGGCAGUGGAAUUUUGUCCGAAAUGUUUUCUUGUUUUUUUAUUUCACUGUUCUGUCCUGGUUGCCUCCACAUACAAUAUCACUAGUUGUCUUACUCAGUGAACGGGGAGCUGUUGAGCAGAGCCAAGUAGACGUACAGUAACUGUGAAGACGCUGCUAUGGAAUUUCAGGGCAAAUCAAACAACUAGUCAACUGGGAGACACUGUUUUAUCAACCAAUCAAAUCGAAUGAUCGAUUGCUGGAUUGAUUUGAUUCGCUGUUUAGGCAAUAUCAGCUGGUCAAUGUGUUUAGUUAGUGUACUGUAUAUACUGCUACUGAAGGACCGUGUGCUCUACCUAACCGUGACACGUGUAGUGUACAACACGACACAGUCUACUCUAGAGCAGCAAAUUCAACCAUGGUAUCACGCCAUGUAAUAAGAUGUUAUUUCUUGUUUUUUUAUUGAUUUUAUUGAUCCUGUCUUAAAUAUAAAUAGAUUUUUUUUUCUUCUUCUUCUGAAUGGCAAAGUGCUUGUCUGUGUUUUAGUGUUCUUGGAAACUUUUUUUAUUUGUAUAUGAUUGCGUGUUGUAUAUAUUAAACGCUGUGUGAUUUUUGUACAUUUGUGCUUUUUUUGGGGGGGGGCGGAAAAGUUCCCAACUGAAUGAUGAGCAGAUAUUUCUCUUGCACGUUCUUUUCAAAAUGAUCAUGACUUGUUUCAAAACUCAUAGAUACAAAUAAACAGAAUGCCUGUACAUACA